Messenger RNA from Diaporthe amygdali, 1665 nucleotides. RefSeq lists its product as uncharacterized. The record is from RefSeq and is a predicted model, not a curated record. Bases 1 to 1665 code for a protein of 554 amino acids. NCBI's taxonomy places the organism in Eukaryota, Fungi, Ascomycota, Sordariomycetes, Diaporthales, Diaporthaceae. Gene Ontology annotation, molecular function: dioxygenase activity. The transcript is spliced from 5 exons.
AUGCCCAGAGGAAAAGCUCCUGCCUUUUCAAUCGUGCACGACAUGCACACCGCCGACAAGCGAGCUGCUGACCACGGGCGGCUGCAUGCGAGCGACGGCCUGUCCCAGGUGACGGCUCACCUGUGUGGUAGUCGCCACAACCCAAUCGUUCCGAGACGAUCCGCCCCGCUGGUAUCUGUACGGCUCCGCCCUCGAGGACGUCGCAUGCGGCACAGGGCGCAGUUGACGGGCGCACGUCCGCCUGUCGACAAGACCGAGGGGCCCAGACUAUUGACUGACGCCCCCAUGUCGCCCCCAUCCCCGCCCAUUCGUCCGCGGGCUGCCCCCCGGCAGGCUCCGGCCGCCUGUGCGAUGGGCGCACUGCAGCCUCAAAUCUUCAACGGCAUCAGUGGGGUGCAGGGUGGGCGCGGCCUUACCGAGCCGACGGCUGCGUCGCAGUUCUUGAUGGACGACGUCUGGGCCUGGUUUGCGGGGAUCGGGUGUUUGUCCACCUCUGGGCGGCCCGGGUAUGCGGUACUCGAUGAUGCACACAUGGGGGAUGCAACUGGGACAGCUGGGACGCACCAAUUGGACGCCAAUUGGACACCAAUGGCACACCAAUGGCACACCAGUGGCCCACCUCCUAUGCCGAAUGCGAUGCUACUCAACAUGAGUGCACCAUCCAACUUCCACAUCCCCACCAUAGAUAUCGCCCCUUAUCUUGAGGAUGCCUCUACCGACGCCGCCAAGAAGGUUGUCGACGAUGUGCGGAACGCAUGCAUGACGGCCGGCUUCUUCUCCCUGGUCGGGCAUGGGAUACCGCGGGAGAUGCAGGACAACGUCUUAGACGCCGCAAAGAGGUUCUUCGACCUGCCUGUAGCGGAGAAGGAGGUACUGCGGCAUCCUCUUAUCAAGAACAGGGGCUACGAGGUCAUAGGCUCUCAGACACUUCAAGAAGACACCCUGCCCGACCUGAAAGAGGGCUUCUACAUCGGCAAGGAUCUCCCCAUCGAGUCGGAGAAGGUGAAGGCGCACCCGGAGCUGCUGGGCCAGAACAUGUUCCCGGCGUCGCUGCCCGAUGGCGACUUUCGGCUGCCCACCGAGGCCUACUAUGCCGCAGUGCUGGACCUGGCGAUGCGCGUGCUCGAGAUCCUGGCCAAGGGCCUGCCAUACGGCGACGACAUCUUCCACGAGUUCGUCUCAAACGACCCUGUCUGCAUCAUGCGUCUGCUACACUACCCGCCCCAGGCGACGCACGAUAAGAGGCAGCUCGGCGCUGGGGCGCAUACCGAUUUUGGCGCAAUAACCCUCCUCCUCCAGGACACAGCCGGCGGGCUGCAGGUGCAAGACCCGCACACGCAGGCGUGGCACGAGGUGGCCCCCAAUCGCGACGCCUACGUGGUCAACAUCGGCGACAUGCUGGCGCUGUGGACAAAGGGCAUCUACCGCAGCGCGGUGCACCGGGUCAUCAACACCAGCGGCGGCCACCGCUACUCGGUGCCCUUCUUCUUCGACGGCAACGCCGAGGCCCAGCUGCGGCCCUUCGACGGCAGCGAGCCCGUCGGCGGCCGCGUCGUCACCGUCGAGGAGCACAUGCUGCAGCGCCUUAGCUCCUCGUACCGCAGCGGUGGCGUCGGCAGGGGUGCUGGGAGGGGUGUCGGGAGGACUGUCUCGGCUUCUGCGUAG